Messenger RNA from Alternaria alternata, 2940 nucleotides. RefSeq lists its product as hypothetical. The record is from RefSeq and is a predicted model, not a curated record. The transcript is spliced from 2 exons. Lineage: Eukaryota; Fungi; Ascomycota; Dothideomycetes; Pleosporales; Pleosporaceae. Bases 1 to 2940 code for a protein of 979 amino acids.
AUGUCGUUCGCAUACAAGGUGGACGAACUGCUUGCACUUCGCGACUCGGUGUCGGAAUCAGCUGUGUCGAUUGAGAAGUUUCCUAAUGAGGAUGUGAUCAGAGAACACGUCCUACGCCCCUCAGUGUCCGCUUCGGCGAAUCUGUCUAGCAGAGCAUCGAACAGAAGCCUACGUGUACCUACUCCGGCGGCUCUCGUUCCUUUCGGCCCUCAGAAGCGGCCAUCGCCGACGCCGUCGAUUAAGCGUGGCAAAGCAGAGAAACUUCUCAAAGAACACGGAAGUCCCCCUGGUAUACGAGUUACCGCGGGUGGCCGUAUAGUUCCUAGCGACCUUCCACCGCUCGGCACGUCCCGAUACGGCGACACCGCUUACAGACCACAACCACCACUGCGUGUCGCCCCAGGCAAUAUCCCUCAACCGCAGACACAAACAAACGGCAACAAUACCGCUCGCGUUGAAGUCGUUGGCGGUCAACCAGUCAUUUUUGUUGGUGAUCGCAUGUUCGCACUGCCAGCAGUCAACGCAACCAACCCCACGAUACCUCCCACUGGCCCCGCUACUAUGGACACGAUGGCCAAACAGAUGCUGGGCGCUUCCACGUUGGCUACUCACAAUGCUCAAACGGGAGGCGCCUUUGGGCCAUCACGUUCCAGUACUCACACACCAUUUGCUGGCCUGGACCUGACGACACUCAAGGCGCAACAAGCGCUGAAGAAGCAAGAGCUGCGAACCGUAGAGCAGACCGAGGUAUUGCAAGCUGGUCACCAGAGCGAGGCAUGGCGCGCAGGAAUGAUCGAAAAGAAGCGGUGCCUGAUCGUCGAGCUUGAUGCGCUUCGAAAGCAAAUAACAGCCGCUGAAUCAGAGGGUAGUACUGCUCAACACAGCACCUUCUCUGGAGCGAACGCUUUAGGCUCAGCACCUAUGCCGACUUUUGGACCGCAAUACCAGCCAGGAUAUGCUCCUCCCAUGUACCCAUUCGCAGCACCGUAUUCACCUCUGCCGAUGUUCCAACCCCAACCCCAGCCUUUUGGUCAAUUUCCCAACUUUACUGCUGUCGAGCCUACACCUUUUGUCCCAGCCGCGGCAAACCCGCCUCAUUCUCCUCCAGGAUCAGCUAGUCGUCGUUCUAGAGCUAUUGAGAUCAAGCCACCACCUCCAGAGGAUGUCAAGAAGGGAUCUAUCUUGAACCCAAAGAGCCCUACAUACGAGCCCGUUACCAAGUCCAGCACCACGCAAGGCGCUGUACCGCCCACUCCCUCGCCAGAGAAGCGAUCUCCGUGGCGAGCACAACAACAGCAAGAACAGGGCAAACAUGACCGCCGGGCGUCAUCGCAGAAGCAUAGUCUGUCUAGCGUUGAUACCAUGGAUUUCUUCCCUACAAACACACAUGAGCAUUCCUCAACACGCGUAGCCCCACAGGCCAAGGAGACCGGGCACUCGUCCGAUGAGAACACUGCUGUCCCAUCUACACCGGAGAAGCACUGGCCUGCUAGUCCUUGGAAUGAAGGCGAUUCUGGUCGCUCAAGGCAAAACGAGCCUGCGCCUAAGCUCACUUCGUGGCCUGAGGCAUUUGGCAAACAACCUUCUAUGACUGCUGUACAGCAGAACGCUUUUGAGAAGCCCUUCUCCACCAUGGUUGAGCGAGCUCCUGCAAUGGGCGCCAACACGUCGACUUCCGCUUCGAGUAGCUUCAUCGCGCCACGCGCCAACUCGGACCAACGUACUAGUACAGAUGAGAACUGGCCGUUCCAUGGCAAGCCGGUAACAUAUGUUCCGUCCACAUAUCAGGAGGGCUACCAGGCCGGUUACGACCAUGUUGGCAUUCCUGACAGUCCCGAGGUUCUGCAAGGCUACAUCCAGGGUCUUUUGCACUUCCUCACAGACGAGUCGAAGAAGCGUCAAGCUGAGUAUCAACACGGCAUUGACUCUAGGACACCCUCGUUACGAGCGUUAGUUGCCGGGUCUCUUCCCCAAGACCCUGCUGCCAGUAUGCCUUUGAACAACAACAACGCCAAUGGAGGUCAGGAAAACAUUCGCUCAACGAAGGGCAAUCUGCAAGACGAUGUCCGUCGUGACUCGGAAUACGGUCAGCAAGGGAAUGUUAAGGAAAUUCCAGUGCAAUACAUGGCUCGCAGCGAAGUUAUUCCGGAACGCCAUCGCAUCGCCUCUGCCGCGCAGCACCUGAACCCUCCAGUGAUCGUUCCACGGAGGCUUGCGUCUAACUACCGACAGGCUGCGUUUCCGAGCAUCGAGAACGAUACAAGUCGAGGCAUGAAGAAUCCAGUUAAUUUGUCCAAGGCGAACAACCCCUUAGACAGUGGCGUGGUUCAGCAUAUCUUCGGCAAUCAAACCCAGAAUCGCAACUAUGGCACGUCACUGAGCUCGCAGCGCUUCUACCCAACGCUCAAGGAAGUGAGUCUGGGCGAACUUGGUACCCAUGGCGCACCUGUCCCUCGGCACUUUGGUAACCACCGCUUGUCAGGACUGGACGGCGCCAUGGACGAUUUGUCGGAGAUGAUCAACGAUACGCCUACUGACGAGCGUCGGUCUUCGGUUGCAGGGGACCUUCGUUCGGCUGAAGCACCUGUCCCCUUUGAGUAUGAGGAGAGCAGUACAAGCUGCUUCAAGGUGCCCAGCAGUAAGGGCAAGCAGAAAGCGACGUCUUCUCCAACAAAGGCCGCGGAUGUCGAGCGUAGUGCUGCUACAUCUUCGCCGGCCAACCCACCUAGCUCGCCUAAGAAGUCUGAAGAGCAUUCACCCGCAAAAGCGAAGCUGGAACAGGUGACCAACAAGUUUCGACGCAGCAAGAAGGACGACCCUCGAACCAUGUCUCCAGACGAGAGGCAGAAACGUUCAGACAAGUGGCGACAGCGCUUUCGGGACCUGAAGAGGACGGAGAUCGAGGAGAUCGAGGCGCAUCGUAGGAACUCGCGCACCUGA